Messenger RNA from Ostrinia furnacalis (Asian corn borer), 1820 nucleotides. RefSeq names its product tonoplast dicarboxylate transporter. Gene Ontology annotation, molecular function: citrate transmembrane transporter activity; succinate transmembrane transporter activity. The coding region runs from base 72 to 1820 and encodes 582 amino acids. Gene Ontology annotation, biological process: succinate transport; citrate transport; transmembrane transport. The record is from RefSeq and is a predicted model, not a curated record. The transcript is spliced from 16 exons. Gene Ontology annotation, cellular component: plasma membrane. NCBI's taxonomy places the organism in Eukaryota, Metazoa, Arthropoda, Insecta, Lepidoptera, Crambidae.
GUUCGCGGGUAAUGUGUCCCUUUUAGUGAUAGUAUAAUUAUAAGAAUUUAUAAGAAUACUACAACUACAACAUGGGAAAAUGGUGGUCAAAACUCUUGGGUCGCGACCAACGUGAGGCGAUCAAGGGACCAGUUCCCAGGCUCCGUAAUAUCGUCGUGAACAACUUUAGAGGAAUACUAGGUGUAAUAGUGCCAAUUGCAGUGCUGUCAUGGCAACCAAAGAAGGAUGUGCACAAUAUCACGGUGCAAUGCAUGUGGAUGUGGAUGUUCUGGUUCUUCUUGAUACAGCCGAUAGCCGUGCCGUGCACCGCUAUGAUCCCCAUCUUCAUACUGCCCAUGUGCGGAGUGAUGUCUACCAUGGAUACGGCCAAAUGCUAUUUCAAUGAAGGUGUAGCUUUAUUUAUGCUGGCCUCAAUGCUUGUGUUGCUAUGGAACAAUUCGGGUUUUGAUCGCCGCAUAGCUCUGUGUUUCUUGACUUCCGGAGACGCUUGUCAGUUUUCUGGUAAAAGACUGGUGUUCAAGUGUAGUAUGGCGGCAUAUAUCCUUUCGAUGUUCUCCAAUCGCCUGAUCGUUUCUUCUACGUUGACUCAAUAUAUCACACCAAUAUUUUUGAACUUGCAGUCGUCAUACGGAAAAUCUGGUGCUGAACCAAACUUUGACGAGAUGCGGUGUAUUAUAAACAACGCCAUUCAAACUUCGUCAUCGAUUGGAAGUAUUGCAAUCUUACAUUCAGCGUACGCAACACUUGUAUUCAAAGCUGUGUGGUGCGAUGCUUCACCUGAAGCUGGAAAGGAGUACCCGGACGUUUUCAACUAUUUGCAGUACUCUGCCUACGCAUUCCCUGUUUCUGUUGUAAUGUUUAUGUUCAACGUCUGCUAUCACAUGUUACUCGUCAACAUUUUUGUCCGAAAACCCAUGUCUGCUGGAACUAUGAAUGAAGUACGCACAAAUAUAAUGAAGCUGAAGGAUAGUGUUCCAAAAAGGGUGACUUUACAUGAAAAGCUGACCGUGUUCUUCUCUCUAUUCUCAUUGUUAAUCCUUUUCGUGCGAUGGAAUAAAUACCAAGAUCCAGGAUGGGCUCAAUACAAUCUGCAAGCUGGUGCUGAAAAAGUACCUUUUGUCAAAGAUGCAUGUGUAGCUGCUAUAUUUGUUGUGGCCUUGCACAUUUUGCCAAAAAGCUUUAAUUUUUGGCAGUUCGUUAGUGUGGAUAAAAAAAGCGAAUUGAAAGAUCUGAAACCUGAAUCUGCGAUUCUUUGGUGGAGAUUUGUUGACAAGAACAUUAACUAUGGAUACUUUUUCAUAUGCGGAGCGGCUAUAGCCAUAAAUAAGUCGGCCAGGGACAGCGGCCUUGGUAAAAUUUUGGCAGAAAACUUUGGCAAAGAUUUUACGUCACCAAGCUGGUGUGUGGGACUGUUUUUAGUUUGCCUUAUUACUUGUAUAUUGGCAAACUUUAUGACUGGAUGCGCUGCUCUUGUGUGCAUUUUACCAUUUGUAAUUAAUAUGAGCGUGAGUCCAGCACCAGUCCCAUGGCAGGGCAAACUAUAUUUAGCGGCAUUGGGUGUAGGAGUGGGCUCGUCACUAGGCUUUAUGUUGCCUUUUCUGUAUACACCUGCGUAUUUUUGUCACUAUACAGGAAAAGUACCAGUUUUAAAAAUGAUAAAAUAUUCAUUUUUAAGUGUCUGGGGGUGUUGUGGAAUAUUGUGGUUUUCCCUGUGUUAUUGGGCUCCAUACCUGUGGGAUCCAAAUGACAAUGGCAUAUUGCCAGUCGCCGCACCAGCCUCCGGAACCACCACGACGACCACCGAAGAUGCGGGAACUUAA